Puccinia graminis f. sp. tritici CRL 75-36-700-3 is the source of this 624-nucleotide messenger RNA. RefSeq lists its product as uncharacterized. NCBI's taxonomy places the organism in Eukaryota, Fungi, Basidiomycota, Pucciniomycetes, Pucciniales, Pucciniaceae. The record is from RefSeq and is a predicted model, not a curated record. Bases 147 to 566 code for a protein of 139 amino acids. The transcript has 2 exons.
GCACACUUCCCAACAAAGCUGAACGGACAAAAUCACCAUCGCAGCGCUCAUAGUAAUAUAAGCACGUUUUGUCUUGGAAGGACAACAUAGGCCCACCUUGGUAGACUCGGAAACACGGACGAAAAGCCUGCCUUGUGAUCUCGAAGAUGGGCAAGUCGGCGAAAUUUUACAAGCGUCCGAGCCGGAAAGAGAAGAUGGGCCUGUCUUCGAAUUCUAACAGUGUCCGAGCCGCCAUCGCUUCAAGCAAGUUCAACAGACCCGAACCCACGAUCCUCCCGACACACGAACGGAAACGCUCAUCAACAGACCAAAAUAGUCUUCUCAACAAGAAUCAGAAUAAGCCGUACUCAUUGAUCCAGGAUGAAGCGGAACAACAACUAGACGAAGAAGAUGUGCAGAUGGAUGUGGAUGAAGGCUCGAUCAAGAAGAAGAGGCUCGAUCUCAAAACUAAAGUCGUCAAGAGAGCCACCAAAAAUCCCGUUCAAGCCCCCACUAAUCACCCUCAAGAUUAUGUCGAACUGUACGAUAAACCUGACCGUAGAAAAUCUUCCAAUCGGAGGAAGUGAACUCGUCUGAUUACAAUUCCUCCCCCCCUAUUAACUCCCCAGAAUUGUUUGUUUUUGU